CCAAUCAUUUGAAUACUCAAAUAAAAAUACAAAAGCAAACACCAUCUCUCUCUCUCUCUCUCUAGAUGAGUGAAAUCUGAAUCCACACCUAUCCUCUCGCCCAAUUCUGUUUCCACUGAACUUUCAGGAUGAAAAAUGGCAGUAGCUGAAGCUAGGGCGGUUUUGCACAGGACAGCUAACCGAUGCAUGGUGCAAGAAGAUGCAAAGCGAGCUCCAAAAUUCGCUUAUUGCUCGACAAUACCUACAUCUGUGAAACAGGCUGAUACUGUCUCUAGUGCAUCCAGAGGCCUAGAUGUUCCCAAUGGAGUGUCCAUACCUUUUAAUCUAAAUCCUUCAUUUAUAAAUUUAUCCCCCAAUUCGAAAUGGUGGCUGCAACCGCAACUAAAUUAUGGGUAUCAGAAGGGUUCGACAAAUCAACAGUUUACAUCUUCCGAGUGUAGUAUGGAUAUCUGGCAAAAGCACGAAAGCUCUGGAGCUUUAGUGAGGAAUGAGGAUAAUCAGGGUAGAAAUAUAGUAACUGGUGAAAAGUUAGAGUUUGGAGUUAAAGAGGAUGAUAGAGAAGUACCUGUUAAAGAUCUUGGUCCCAAGGUUCCAAAACAUGCUGAUGAGAUUUCUUUUGAUCCCAAGUCGCGGGUAGGGGCUGGAAAAAAUGCUCCGUGGUGGCGAACUGCUGAUACUGAUGAAUUGGCUUUGUUGGUUGCACAAAGGUCGCUUGACUAUAUAGAGAAUUGUGACCUUCCCAUGCCUCAGAACACUCAUGUGAAGAAGGAUGUGGAUGUAAAGCUAUCUUGUUUUUGCCAUGAUGGAAGUGCCUGUGACAAACAUUUUGUGUUAGCAGAGGGUCAAUCAGAAAACAGUACAGAGAAGCUCUUUAGUGAUAUCCCGACUCUUGAAACAACGGUUGAGAAUGACCAGAGCAAGGCCCAACUGAUGGAAGCCCUAUGUCACUCCCAGACUCGUGCAAGAGAAGCCGAGAGGGCAGCAAAACAAGCCUGUGCAGAGAAAGAGCAUGUGGUCAAGCUUGUAUUUAGGCAAGCAUCUCAGCUGUUCGCCUAUAAACAGUGGCUCCGAAUCGAGAGCAUGUAUCUCCAGUUCCUGAACAGCUCAAGCCAGUCAGUGGUCCCUAUGGUACCUUGGGCACCUCAAAUAACUAAGAAGGCACAGACGGCCAGAGACAUGACUUCCAGUAGAAACCGCGCCAAAAAUUCAAGCUCUCGGCAUGAAGCUAGUAAGUGUACAGUUGCUUUCACCAUAGGGCUAGGACUAGCUGGUGCUGGAUUCUUGCUGGGAUGGUCCAUUGCGUGGAUGUUUCCAAGUUGGUGAUAAAGUUGUGCAGUCUGUAUAUCAUCUACUGCAGCUUGAGAGUUUUGUGCGCUUGUAUGAUGUUAAUAGAGCUGUAUUUUCCCUUUUCUUGUACGUGAUUAAGUGUAUUGCCUUUAAUUUCAGUUUUUUGGUCUUUGAGUUAUCCUUCUACGUUAUGUAGCAAUGUUGUAAAUAUGAUCUUGAUGGAACUUUGGCAAAUACUUGCAAUAAGAUUGGGCUAAGGGAUGGAGUUGUAGCA
Salvia hispanica is the source of this 1561-nucleotide messenger RNA. RefSeq lists its product as uncharacterized. Lineage: Eukaryota; Viridiplantae; Streptophyta; Magnoliopsida; Lamiales; Lamiaceae. The record is from RefSeq and is a predicted model, not a curated record.